AUGUACUUUCGAAACAAAUUAACACUUGUAAUUCGGUGUUAUUAUUAUAUAUUAGCCUAUGUCGAUCGCAGACCGAGUGAAAUCGCAUACCCGACUGGCUUGAAAAUCUUCUUGAUCGUUUUCGCACUCUCUCUUGCAGUAUUCUGCGUAGCCUUGGACAACACGAUCAUAGCAACAGCGAUUCCACGCAUUACUGAUGAGUUCCACGCACUCCAGAACAUAGGCUGGUAUGGGUCUGCCUACUUAUUGACAACCUGUGCUUUCCAACUCUUCUACGGAAAACUAUAUUCGUGUUUUCCUAUCAAAAUGAUAUUCCUCAUGGCACUGUCCAUCUUCGAGCUUGGAUCUGUCGUUUGCGCCACAUCCCCUAGUUCUCUUGCACUGAUCACCGGAAGAGCGAUUGCUGGUUUUGGAUGUGCCGGAGUGUUCACUGGUGGCUUGAUCAUUGUUGCUCAUUCAGCUCCCGUCCAUAAACGACCAGUGUAUCAGGGCAUUUGUGGUGCAAUAUAUGGCCUGGCAUCUGUCGUGGGUCCUUUAAUCGGAGGAGUAUUCACAGACAAACUCACAUGGCGUUGGUGCUUUUAUAUCAAUCUCCCUCUUGGUGCAGUGAGCGCACUCAUUGUCAUCUUCUUCCUAACACUUCACUCGGAAUCACCGUCCAAUUAUAAAGAUCUGGGAUUCCUGGAUAUAAUAUGGCGACUGGAUCCAAUCGGCACGUUACUGUUUGUUCCUAGCAUCAUUUGUGGCCUUCUUGCCCUUCAAUGGGGUGGCACAUCCUAUGCCUGGGACGAUGGGAGAAUAAUUGGUUUAUUCGUCCUUGGUGCUCUUCUUCUCACUGCUUUUGUGGCAGUUCAGCUGUGGCUGGGUGAAAAUGCCACCGUCCCCUCUCGAAUUCUCUUUCAGCGCACGAUUGGAUUUGGUUCUGUUUUUGGUUUUCUUUUAGGAGGUUCCUUCUUCCUCCUCCUGUACUUCCUCCCAGUCUGGUUUCAGGCGAUAAAAGGUGUAGACGCUCUGCAUUCCGGCAUCGACAGCAUUCCGUUAGUUCUAUCAAUGUCCUUUGGAAUCAUGGUCUCUGGUGGGCUUGUCUCAAAGUUUGGCUUUUACAUGCCUUAUGUUUGCGCUAGUUUUGUGGUCACUUCCAUUGCAACAGGACUCCUUACAACACUUACACCAAGCAGCAGCUCCGCAGAGUGGAUUGGAUACCAAGUCCUACUUGGUUUCGGCUGCGGCCUUGCUUUCCAAUUACCGCAGAUCGCAGCCCAAGCAGUCCUCCCACUCAAAGACGCUGCACAAGGAGUUUCUAUCAUAUUCUUUGCGCAGACUCUAGGUGGAGCUCUUUUCGUCAGUAUUGGCAAUACCGUUUUGGACAACAAAUUGGUUCAGUAUAUUAGGAUGAUCCACAUGCCGACAGUGGAUCCUAGCGUGAUAGUCAAGCUGGGUGCAAUUGAGCUGAGAAGCUAUGUCCCAGCACAGUACGUUGAACAAGUGGUGGAGGCAUAUAAUCAUGCUUUGGCCGAUACCUUUCGGAUUUCUUUGAUUCUCGCAACUCUGGCUGCAGUGGGACUGGCUGGUAUGGAGUGGAAGAGUGUACAUUCUCAUGUUGAAGGAGAAGCUAGUGAUGUUUCAGCGACUUAAGAUGGAGUCCAAAUGGAGAGGAAGAGGAG
Mollisia scopiformis is the source of this 1664-nucleotide messenger RNA. RefSeq names its product putative efflux pump antibiotic resistance protein. The transcript is spliced from 4 exons. Lineage: Eukaryota; Fungi; Ascomycota; Leotiomycetes; Helotiales; Mollisiaceae. The record is from RefSeq and is a predicted model, not a curated record. Gene Ontology annotation, molecular function: transmembrane transporter activity. The coding region runs from base 1 to 1635 and encodes 544 amino acids. Gene Ontology annotation, biological process: transmembrane transport.